Trifolium pratense (red clover) is the source of this 1158-nucleotide messenger RNA. Its product is annotated as disease resistance protein RPS5-like. Bases 164 to 850 code for a protein of 228 amino acids. The transcript has a single exon. Gene Ontology annotation, molecular function: ADP binding. NCBI's taxonomy places the organism in Eukaryota, Viridiplantae, Streptophyta, Magnoliopsida, Fabales, Fabaceae. The record is from RefSeq and is a predicted model, not a curated record.
UCUAUAUUUAUUCUAAGUCUAGUCAACAAUGGCAACUUGAAAGUAAACAAAAAAUUGAAAAACAAUGGCAAGUGGAAGUCUUGAACAAGGAACCUGUUUCCAUUGCCCCACACACACACUUAUUUAUAUGUAAAUUGAAGUUUUGGUGAAAUGAAGCUUUCGCAUGUCUCAGCACUUAUUUAGUUGCAGUGAUAAUAUUAUUAAAAUGAUAAUAAUUGUGUUGUUUUUUUUUUUAUUAUGGUGUAUACGUAUGAUUGUUAUGAAAAAGAAAGAAAAAAAGGAGUAUUACUAUUUUCAAAGUGCGACGAAUUUGGGGGACAUGUAUAUUCCCAGCACCGAUGAUAAGGUUAAGCAACAAAUUAUGGAUGCACUGAGAGUAAGAGAUCAAGGAGAAAAUAUAAUUGGAUUAUGUGGGUCAGUUAAAAGAGUCAAGCAUUUUGCAAAAACAGCUAUAAGAAGAGCCGAGAGAGAUCAAUUGUUCCAAGAGAUUAUCACAACAAAUGUGACAAAGAAGUCGGAUAUUACUAAGAUUCAGACACAAAUUGGUGAGGCAAUAGGUCUGAAUUUUGAUGAUAAAGGUGUUGUAGUGAAAUCAACUUGGUGGAAAUUUGGUAAUAACAAAAGGAUAACAACUGCAGAAAGAGCUGCUCUUUUGUGUGCUAAGAUGAAAGAGUUGCAGACAGUCCUAGUUGUACUGAAUGAUGUUCAUGGUAGACUUGAUUUAGGUGAGAUUGGUAUCCCCUUUGGUGAAGAUCACAAUGGUUGCAAGAUAUUGGUGACAUCAACAAGUGUAGAGGUUUUAUCCAAAAAAAUGAAGGUUCAUAAAUUGAUUGAGAUAUCAGAGACAUGACGAGAUUCUCUUCCUAAUAGAGUGUUCGAAGCAAUGAUGAUGAAAAUUUGAAGUCCAAACAUGUACGUCAUUUGGAAAAACACCACGUUUAAGAGAUUAGAGACUGAGAAGUGCUUUGUAGGUAUAUAGAUGAACUAAGACUUAGCUUUUUUUUUCUGUCAAAUGUCUGUGCUUGUAAUCAAAUAUAUGGGCCAGUUCAGAUAAUAAUAACUGUAAAUCUAAGAUUUUUAUUUUUCUGUCAAAAGCUUGUAAUCUAAGAUAUGAAUCUAGUUCAGUUAAUUGUAUAAUGUCAUGAUAUUAUUGUUAUA